Molecule: messenger RNA, 2495 nt
Organism: Exophiala oligosperma
Lineage: Eukaryota; Fungi; Ascomycota; Eurotiomycetes; Chaetothyriales; Herpotrichiellaceae
Exons: 1
Coding region: 314-1201 (295 amino acids)
Source: RefSeq, a predicted model, not a curated record
GUUAUAUACGAGGUUUGGGAUUAGUACUCAGAGUUCAGAAUUGGAAUUUGCACUUUUGCAUUACGAGGAGAGGACAUCGAUCCGUUGCCAUCUUCCCACAGUGUACGAGGAGACACAGCUGACACUGUGACAGCCUUGCCUUGUUGCCUUUUUCAUCUUAUCUAAUCUUCAUUCUCCCGGACGAGGCUCGCGGCCGAUCUGUUUGCCUUGAUCUGCGCCCCCAACACUCCUCUACUCUGCUCCCCGACAAACCGCCUACAUUCAUCAACAAUGGCUAUCACGAUGUAGCCCCGACAUUCUGGAUAAUCUGGAUAUGUCCCAGCCCCGUCAAGUCCCAACGCACUCAUCGUCGCCCUCGAAAUCCUCCUUGCGGCGUACCAGCGGCGGCCCCCAGGCACCACGCAGCCUCCUUCCCUCUCCGCGUUUCGACGACCCCAUUGUGGCUUCACACCAGUCCCCCCGCCAGCCUCAGCCCAUCGAGUACUCCGAGCACGCUCUCGUCGGAGGCGACGACGAUGAGCCAGGGCGGUAUGGCACCGUCCAUCAGGAAGAAGAACCCGAGGAGACGAACGUUGCCGCAGUCCCUUCCUUUCAGCCCUUCUUCACCCUGAUCGAGGACAGCGUGACCAACGAGCACCACCAUCCCACGGUCCACUACAUCUUCGCCGACGAUGACUCGGACAUCAUCACCGAAGCGGCCUGUCGGAGCCUACAGAUUCUCGAUCCGGCCCAGCGUACCGCGGGCGGCGGCCCCCAACACCAAGAACACGAAGAUCCGAGGCUCCCACCGCCGAUCGCAGGGGUCCGCGAGCAAUACUUGGUGCUCGACGUGCACCCUCGCUUCCAGUCACAGGGGCAAGACAACUCGGGCUCCGCGGGCGCGGCGGCUCCCUCGUACGAAGUCACCGCGGCCCAAAGCUUCAGUGCGGAUUGGCAGGUCCUGCGAUCGUGCAUCACCACGGCUCCGACCAUUGGAGGAGAAGGAGACGAUGACGCGCUGAUGUUACGCAUAGAAGGGCGAGGAAAUACACCUGGCGAUCGCAAUAACCCUGCGACCGCCGCCGAAAACAAGGAGAGCAUGGAAGAGAUGAUCGAGCGGUUCCAGCGUCGCCUGGAUGAUAUCAAGCAGGUCAUGGAAGCGACAUCCCCGGGAGAAGGUCAAGUGGAAGGAACAGCACCAGGUAGUGGCGUGGACGAAUAGGGUUCGUUCAUGUCAAGACGAGUUAUCAUGCCCUUUGACGAACCGCAUAUGCAAUCAUAUAUAUACCCCCCGAUAUUUGUUAUGGAGGAGAGGACGGUUGGUGGAGGUGGUCAUCCCAGGAAACCACGGCGAAUAACUCUCUAGCAACACCUAACAAACUUACGAGACGCAGUCAUAAUAAUGUCAAGAACUUUUUCGCAUCACCAUUUCCCUCCUCGGAUUGGUCCAGAUUAUGCCUGUUUCUCUUCAACCUGACCCAUCUUCCCGACGUCUUUGUUGCCGUCAACAGCCUUUUUCACUGGAGGUGGCGGUGCGUGGAACAACCUCUUGCCACCAGUCACUAGAUCUCUCAAGGUCGCAGCGCCGACCAGCAUCCACAAGAGGCACACGCAAACCGACGUGAUCUGUGUUCCGUGUCAGCCUGUCCCUCCCCAAGAUUGAAACCUGGUAAUGAAUGGCCCCUUACCGCGCCAAUGACCCUGAAGAAUCUCGACGGCACUUCCACGGCCAGUGCAUCACUCGACAGAGCAAACGUGCCGAUGGGGAAAGUGAAUCUUUGUCUCAAUUGUCAGCCCCUCGUCCGUUCCUGAUAUAGACUUGCUCGCGGCCUCUCUUCUCGGCCCCCUUCCGAUCCACCACUCACAAAGAAGCAGAAGAAGAAAAAAAGCCAACGGAUGAAUAUAGCACGUCUGACUUACCCCCACCAGCCCAUGUUGAACGGAAACCGACCACAAUUCCAAAUGCUCGCGACCGCGAGGAACAGCCAAAGCAAGGUGAACCCCCAGAAGAUCAAGCAGACAAACACCCCCAAGUUGUACGCCAGGUCGCCGGCGAGGGGAUGGAUGGUGUCGGUCCGCGGGAAUAUGAUUCGGGCGACCGCGCCCAACUUCGUGAUUGAGAGCCCUCCCAUGCCGAGUGGGCCGAUGGGCAUGAAGCACGAGACGAUGACCUCUCUGGGUGGAAGUUUGUGGAUGGUCAACCGCUGGAAAUAAAUCACCAUGACGAAGAGGGCCGUCGGCACACCCAGACCCCAGAGGACGUACCCCGCGAGGACCGUGACGAGGGCCUGGUGCGGGUGGGGGAUGACGCUGGCCACGACGGCCGCCGACGCCGAUGCAACGACGCACGCGAUGAUCGGGAACAGCUGGAGGGCCGUGUAUGAACUGAGGGGUGUCUCGUUGUGGCGAGAAGCGACCACCACGAAAGGCAGGUACAACGCCAAAAGGAGGGAUAUAGUGGCGUCGGCGAUCCAUAGUCUUUUGUUUUAGGGUGUGGAAGUGUUAGUAACUGUUGG